UAUAGCUGUGCAUUCGUAGAAAUAUUAAACAUCUUUCAACAAUUAUUAAGCUAAAAACAAAAAAAUAACCUCGUACUUCACUUUUAACUAUCAGCUGAUAAAGCGCCAGGGCAUUACAAGCAGCACUAAAAUUACUGAAUGGUUGCUUAUGUUUAGGCAUGGAUAUUUAUAUGGCAUUGCAUGAAAUCUCAGAUAAACUGGUAGAAAAGUAUAUGAAACAGCGGGUGUGUACUAUGAAUAGAUGAAUGCCGUAUACUGAUGGGUCUCCUAAGCCUUAAAAGAGUUAAAUCUCAUUGUCGAUGCCUUUGCCAUCCGUGACGUGCAUGAUGACUUAAAGAGACAGAAGUACAUAACCACAGUUUGAUACUUUCUUUGCCCACGGAGAGCUUUGCUCUUCAGGAGACGGGACAUUGACUAAACAAACGUCUGCUUAAAGGGGGCUUUAAUUAUUUCAAGAGGACAUACUCUCUUCAUAUACAUUUUCAACAGAAACCAUGAGAACUGUUUUGCUGUACAGGCCGGAUCAGCAUUCGGUCCCUUCUUCAACGCUUUUCCUGUCAAGAAUCCAAUGCAGGACUAUUGGACCAAUUGCACAUUAAUAGGGUCUGUCAGCAGAGUUAAGCUGCCUUCAUGGACCAGGGCAUUCAAGAUGGUCAUAGACAUCAAUAACAGUUACAUUUAUGGGAAGAGUCGAAACUACAUGAUAGAAGAACUUCCAAGAGAUUUCAGUACAUCUAGAAUGAUUUCAGGAUCACUGGAUUCCCAUUUGCUUAUGAUUGUACAAGAAGCCUCUCCCAGUGUAUUACCGACUCCCAGCCCAUCACCUGCCAACGAUACCCGGUGUGGGGAGCAGAUUUUGAACUAUGGAAACAUCGAAAAAGUGGUAAUAGGGGGCAUCCUUACGAUGCUUACUUUGCUAACAGUUGCUGGGAACUGCUUAGUGGUGAUUUCAGUAUGUUUCGUUAAAAAACUAAGGCAGCCUUCGAAUUAUCUCAUUGUGUCUCUCGCUCUGGCUGAUCUCUCAGUAGCCGUGGCGGUUAUGCCCUUUGUCAGUGUUACGGACCUUAUCGGGGGUCAGUGGAUAUUCGGACAGUUCUUCUGCAAUGUUUUCAUCGCCAUGGAUGUUAUGUGCUGCACGGCAUCUAUUAUGACUCUCUGUGUUAUAAGCAUAGACAGGUAUCUUGGAAUUACAAGGCCGCUGACAUAUCCUGUUCGACAAAAUGGAAGAUGUAUGGCCAAAAUGAUUUUGUGUGUUUGGUUGCUAUCUGCCUCCAUUACUCUGCCACCAUUGUUUGGAUGGGCCCAGAAUGUGAAUGACAACCAAGUAUGUUUAAUCAGUCAAGACUUUGGCUACACCAUUUACUCCACAGCUGUGGCAUUUUAUAUCCCCAUGUCAGUUAUGCUGAUGAUGUAUUACCGGAUAUACAAAGCUGCCAAGAAGAGCGCUGCCAAGCACACAUUUUCUGGCUUCCCACGUCCAGAGGAGGGUGGCAUUGACUGUGUAACUGGAGCUAUUAAAAUACACAAGGAGUCGGAAGAUUGCACCAAUUUUUCACGGCUCCUCAAACAUGACAGAAAAAACAUUUCCAUUUUUAAAAGAGAACAGAAAGCUGCUACCACCUUGGGUAUUAUUGUGGGGGCUUUUACAGUGUGUUGGCUGCCUUUCUUCCUUCUUUCCACAGCCAGACCAUUCAUUUGUGGCAUUGAAUGCAGUUGCAUCCCACUUUGGGUGGAAAGGACAUUUCUUUGGCUGGGUUAUGCCAACUCUCUUAUCAACCCUUUUAUUUAUGCCUUUUUCAACCGUGACCUGCGGACCACCUACCGGAACCUGCUGCAAUGUAAAUACAGGAACAUUAACCGGAAACUGUCAGCAGCGGGAAUGCACGAGGCUCUGAAACUUGCAGAGCGGCCAGACCUUGUCCUUUAGGAAAUCGCAUUUUUACAAUACUGUGCCUAAUCAGCAAACCUCACAGAGCAAUUUAUUUAUUUUUAUGCAUUUAAAUAAUUUAUCAGCUUUCCUUUAUACCAUAUCAUUACACUUAAGCUUUUAUUUUGGAAAGAAAUUCAUAUUACUGUGAUUAUUCAGAAUACUGUGCCACAUGACAUGCUGAAAACUAGUGAUAAACAAAUAUGUAAAUAUGUUAUUUAAUAAUCUAGCUCUUUCCCAUGAAAGUUGUCCCACCUACAUGCUCUUAGUUAACUUAAUCUGCUGUCCUGAUCAAUGUAUUCAUGCAUUUGUAAAAACAAAA
This is a messenger RNA of Erpetoichthys calabaricus (reedfish), 2249 nucleotides long. RefSeq names its product 5-hydroxytryptamine receptor 7. Gene Ontology annotation, molecular function: G protein-coupled serotonin receptor activity; neurotransmitter receptor activity. Gene Ontology annotation, cellular component: membrane; dendrite. The record is from RefSeq and is a predicted model, not a curated record. Gene Ontology annotation, biological process: circadian rhythm; G protein-coupled receptor signaling pathway, coupled to cyclic nucleotide second messenger; smooth muscle contraction. The transcript has 2 exons. Lineage: Eukaryota; Metazoa; Chordata; Cladistia; Polypteriformes; Polypteridae. The coding region runs from base 569 to 1927 and encodes 452 amino acids.